AUGGCCGCCAAAAUAGCAGCGAUGAACAUGAAGAUCACGGAAGCAGACCUGAAGAUUGGUGUGAUGGAGUCGUUCAGAGACAGCUACCUUGACGUCCGACAAAGGACCGUCGCCACGUGGAUCCGAGAUGCCUUGAAUAAAGGCACCGGACGCCGGGUCAAGGAUAUCCGGCGACUAAAUAAAGAAGUCCUCCACGGCGGCGACAUUCGGUGCGACUCGGUGCUGGUAACUGAACGGUACAGGAAGGACAGUACUGAACGCAAACAGUUCAGUACUCUCUAUGGCCUCGCUGCGGAGGAGGUCAAUGCUCUUGGUAUUAUCAUAAAUCCCCUCAAUGCUCAUUCUUCGCUAAUAUAUUCCAGACCAUCGAAAAUGCGACGGCUCGUUCCAGGCAUUGAAUAG
Molecule: messenger RNA, 402 nt
Organism: Penicillium bovifimosum
Lineage: Eukaryota; Fungi; Ascomycota; Eurotiomycetes; Eurotiales; Aspergillaceae
Exons: 1
Coding region: 1-402 (133 amino acids)
Source: RefSeq, a predicted model, not a curated record